CCGACCCCCUAUCCGCAACAAUGGAUCAUUCCAUGAGCUCGAACAUGGCAUCUAUGACUGGUAUGGGAACAAUGACUGGCACUGCCACAGCGUCCGCUGCAGCUGCGACGUCCUCCAGCAUGUCGAUGGGUGAUAUGGGUAUGGGUGGCGCAAACUCCUGCAAGAUCUCGAUGCUUUGGAAUUGGUAUACCAUCGACGCUUGCUUCCUCGCCAAAAGCUGGCACAUCACAUCCAGCGGCAUGUUCGCAGGCUCUUGCAUCGGCGUGAUACUCCUGGUGAUGGUUCUCGAGGGGCUGCGGCGAGCUGCAAAAGAGUACGAUGCAUUCUUGAUUCGCAGUCGUGUCAAAGCAACGCCAGUUCCGAUUUCGAACGAAGGGCAAGCCUCGGAUAGCGACACCACCAGAAAGGGUCCUACUGCUGUUGCUGUUGCAGAGCGGCUUCCCGCACGACGAAAGAGCUUCAGGCCGACCAUCUUCGAGCAACUAGUUCGGUCACUGCUGCAUAUGCUUCAAUUUGCUGUCGCAUACUUCAUCAUGCUUCUUGCAAUGUACUUCAAUGGGUACAUUAUCAUCUGUAUCUUCAUUGGCGCUUUCCUCGGAGCCUUUGCCUUCAACUGGACAAGCAUCGCAUUAUCCAACGACGAACGAGAAAUCACUUUCUGCUGUGGGUAGACGUCUUGCGCAAUGUUGCCUGGAAAAGGAGGAGAACUCCACUGGAAUUAUGGGUUGCGGCCAAGGUUCUUCAUGGCUUGAGAUGCCUAGAGCCUUGCCAGUAUAAUUUCCUCGCCAGCUACAUAUAGAAUUAUAUUUGGCAUUGCCAUAAUAAAAUACUACUGCUUUUCGAUUUUGGAGUG
Pseudocercospora fijiensis CIRAD86 is the source of this 853-nucleotide messenger RNA. RefSeq lists its product as uncharacterized. The transcript is spliced from 3 exons. The coding region runs from base 21 to 671 and encodes 216 amino acids. The record is from RefSeq and is a predicted model, not a curated record. NCBI's taxonomy places the organism in Eukaryota, Fungi, Ascomycota, Dothideomycetes, Mycosphaerellales, Mycosphaerellaceae. Gene Ontology annotation, cellular component: membrane. Gene Ontology annotation, molecular function: copper ion transmembrane transporter activity. Gene Ontology annotation, biological process: copper ion transmembrane transport.